AUGAAUUCUGAAUUUGAGAGGGAGAUUGGGUUUAUAAACAGCCAGCCAUCGCUCGCCGAGUGUUUGACUUCCUUCCCCGCUGUCUUGGAGACAUUUCAAACUUCAUCAAUCAAGGAGUCGACAUUAAUUCCUCCUCCUCCUCCUUUCGAGCAAGCCUUCCCCAGCCUUCAGCCCAGCGCCUCCACCCUUCAGAGACCCAGGAGCCAAAAGCGAGCCGAAGAUGGGUCCGCUCUGCCGCCGCCACCGCCGCUCCCCGUCGCCCCCCCGGCCCCCGAGUUCCCCUGGAUGAAAGAGAAGAAAUCCGCCAAGAAAGCCAGCCAAUGCGCCACAUCUCCUUCUCCAGCCGCCUCCUCCGUCCCGGCCUCCGGGGUCGGAUCGCCAGCAGAUGGUCCUGGACUGCCUGAGGUCGGCGGCGGCGGGGCGCGCCGGCUGCGAACCGCUUACACCAACACGCAGCUCUUGGAGCUGGAGAAGGAAUUCCACUUUAACAAGUACCUGUGCCGGCCGCGCCGCGUCGAGAUCGCGGCCUUGCUGGACCUCACCGAAAGGCAGGUCAAAGUCUGGUUCCAGAACCGGCGCAUGAAACACAAGAGGCAGACGCAGCAUCGAGAGCCGUCCGACGGGGAGCCAGCCUGCCCGAGCGCCCUGGACGACACCGGCGACCCUGCCAAGGAGCCCGCGGCCAGCCCGGGCCGUACCUCGGCCCCGCGGGCGGCGCCCGAAGCCUGCUGUCACCCGCCCGAGGUCGCACCCGGGCCCGCUGGCGUCCCGGGCCCCCGGCCUUUGGCUGCUCGCAUGGAGGGCGCGGGGGCGCCAAGUCCGGGCUGCGCGCUGCGCGGGGCUGCCGGGCUGGAGCCGGAGCUGUUGCUGGAAGACGCCUUCCCUGAGCCCCAGGAUUCGCCUUUCCUGCCCGACCUCAACUUCUUCGCGGCUGACUCUUGUCUCCAGCUCUCCGGAAGCCUCUCGCCCACCUUGCAGGGCUCGCCUGAUAGCCCGGUUCCCUUUUCCGAGGAGGAGCUGGACUUCUUUACCAGCACGCUCUGUGCCAUCGACCUGCAGUUCCCCUGA
Messenger RNA from Loxodonta africana (African savanna elephant), 1068 nucleotides. RefSeq names its product homeobox B2 (gene HOXB2). NCBI's taxonomy places the organism in Eukaryota, Metazoa, Chordata, Mammalia, Proboscidea, Elephantidae. The coding region runs from base 1 to 1068 and encodes 355 amino acids. Gene Ontology annotation, biological process: regulation of transcription by RNA polymerase II. The transcript is spliced from 2 exons. Gene Ontology annotation, cellular component: nucleus. The record is from RefSeq and is a predicted model, not a curated record. Gene Ontology annotation, molecular function: DNA-binding transcription factor activity, RNA polymerase II-specific; RNA polymerase II cis-regulatory region sequence-specific DNA binding.